AUGUUGUCUUGGAUACAAAUUACGUUAAUAUUAUGUGCAUUUGGCUUGAUGAGGGAGAUAAGACCGUCGGAGCCAUUCGUUUCCGAGUUCUUGCUUGGAGAGUGGAGAAACAUCACGGAUGAGCAGUUGAAUAGAGAUGUGUAUCCUAUAGGAACAUACUCCUACCUAUCACUGCUUAUUAUUGUGUUCCUUAUAACUGACUUCUUAAGGUUCAAACCUGUAAUCAUUUUAUCUGGAUUGUCCGGCAUUGUAGUAUACGUCAUUUUACUAUGGACUUCCAGCAUGGCAUGGCUACAAGCAUCGCAGUUCUUCUACGGCUUAUACAUGGCAACAGAAGUGGCUUACCUUACUUAUAUAUAUGCGAAAGUGGAGCCGUCGAAAUACCCGCGCGUAUCUUCGUUCACACGAAUCGCUGCACUUGUGGGCCGCUUCCUGUCCGGAGUCAGUGCGCAACUCCUGACGCACUUCGGCCUCAUGAAUUACCGGGAUCUUAAUUACAUCACACUCACAGCUCAGGUCCUCGCCACAUUCUGGGCCUUCUGGCUUCCAACCGUACAAUUCAGCAUCUAUUUCCAUCGCAACAAAACUACUGUCACCACAUCCGAACAGAAAGAACUAGAGCCCCCAACAAAUACAGGUCAAAAUAUCAAGCAAAGCUUUCGCUCGGAGGUAGUUGAAGCGUCAACAUUGAUCUCAAAACACGCUCGAGCUGCGUACGUGCGUCCCAAGGUAAUUGUGUGGUCGGCGCUGUACGCGUGCGAGCUCGCGCUUUUCGUCCAAGCACAGACUUACGUACAACUGUUAUGGAUACAGAUACAGGAACAACAGAAAGAUUCUGUGUCGUACAACGGCGCAGUAGAAGCGGUGCAGACGUUACUGGGAGCGGGCGGCGCAUACCUGGCGUCGGUGUACUCCACCAGCCUCAACCCCGCUCCCGUGGCCGCCGCGCAGGGACUCGCCUUGUUCUUCGGCACCUUCUUCAACAACGUGUUCGUCUCUUACGCGGGCUAUAUCAUCAUGGGAUGCCUCUUUCAUUACACUAUUACGUUGGCUAGCGCAAAAAUAGCAGGCCAGCUAAGUGACGAGAGUUGCUUCGGCUUGAUAUUCGGCAUCAACACUCUCAUAGGCACUGGACUUCAGUCCAUCCUCACCUUCCUGAUGAUUCAGACUAUGAUGUUGGACAUAUACGCCCAGUACUACAUAGUAAGCGGCCUAUUCGCUAUUCUGUCAUCGGCAUGGCUCCUAGGAUGGACAGUAAACAUGCUUCGACAGAAAAAAGGUGUUAAUCUUGUUAGUUAG
Messenger RNA from Arctia plantaginis, 1299 nucleotides. The record is from the annotation of a GenBank genome assembly. NCBI's taxonomy places the organism in Eukaryota, Metazoa, Arthropoda, Insecta, Lepidoptera, Erebidae.